Molecule: messenger RNA, 2466 nt
Organism: Paramuricea clavata
Lineage: Eukaryota; Metazoa; Cnidaria; Anthozoa; Malacalcyonacea; Plexauridae
Source: the annotation of a GenBank genome assembly
UAGUACGUACUGAAUUUGUUAAAGGCUUCCAAAGAGGAAAUGGCAUCUUUCAUGGGAGAAACACGAGAGGCUAGUGGAGAAAAGAAACCUCAAGAAGAGGAUAGUAAACCGAGCAAGGUAGGUAUCUUUAUUAAAUACAAAAAUUGGUUCAGUUGUGCUAAAAUAGAAAAACAGAGAAGUCGGGAAAACCAAAUGUGCAUGUUCGAGUCAAACUGAAAUUGAUACAAUUGAAAAUAAAACUGAACAAAAUUGAACAGCUCUACCAAAUCGGUAAAAUGUUUCCUCAUAAAGGACCAGUAAAUGCCAGUGGGGAAGCUAGCCUUGGCAACAGGUAGCCUAACGCUAUGUAUUUUAAUGUUUGCAUUAUUUAAACCUUUAGAAAUAUACUGUCUUUGCCCUAUUCAGAUGCAGGUUUAUUAGCAUAGCAUAACCAGUUAUACCAUGUCUAGCCUUGACACUGUUAUAAAUGCCUUUUCUCAUAUCGAUCCAGUCAUUACUGUACAAGCGGAAACCUUAACUUGCGAGAGGAAACCUUGCAUAUAACAUGAUGUUAAUGCAAACAAUGCAUGGUAUAGUAUAAACACUACGUGACUGUUAUGUAGUGGGAGACUACGUGUUAUAUAUAUAGUGUUGUAGGAACACUACGGCCGGGUUAUGUAUAGUGGAAAUACUACGUGUAAUGUAGGGCACUCUCCAUACAUUUGACAGAAAUUCCGGAAAUCGUGCUAGAAAAUCAAAUGAAACACGUUAAUUUCUGGAAUGCUAUUUCAAAAAUUUCGGACAGUCUCGAGGUUGCUCACAAAUUGGAAAUUCCGGGAGUUUCGAAAUUUUUACUUUGCGUUAAAUCAUUUCCCAACCACGUUGCUGCUUUCCAGUCUUCGACGAGCAAAAACCAACACCAAAACCAAAAUGACGGGUUCUCGACCAUUUCAGUGCCUCGAGUCUGGAUUUAUUUCGCAGAAUGCUGAAAGAAGAGAUUUGAGCAGCAGUGUCAAAUUUUUCAAAAUUAAAGGAACAUCAUUGCAGAAAUUAACGUGAUCCAUUUGAUUUUCAAGCAAUUAAGAUUUCCGGAAUUUCCGUCAAAUGGAAUGCGCCCAACAAGCCUCCCAUUAGUUACAAGGCCUGUCAGCUGUAGCGUUCCAUUUUGCCACUAGACCGUCCGCAAACACAAACUGUUUUUUUCUUCAAAUGGAAAACGCCCGUAGUGUUGUAGGAACACUACGUAAUAUUAUGUAUUGUAGUGGUAACACUACGUCUAAUAAAUGUAUGACAUUACACUCUCAAUUUCCAUUAUACAAACCAUUCAACACGUACUUAGUUCUAUCGAGUCGUAUACUUCCCAAAUCCAGAUAUUUACCCAUACAUCCUUAAUUUACUUUCUCUAUGUGUAUACAGCUAAUUCAAAAAAGGUUGUUCUUUGCAAAUCUUAAACUCUAAACCUUAUGCUCCGAGCGUAUAAAUUAGCAUAACGGGAGCAUCAUUUAAUCAGUUUAGAAAUCAUAUAUGGGGCCCAUUUCUUAGAGACAUGAUAAAUAUCUCCUUACAAGAACAAUUCAUUCACCAAUAGCUGCAAUAUUCAACUACUAUUUUAUAAGCUUGAAACUUGUGCUCUCAUUAAGCUUUGUGGCGUUUGUGCACUUAAAGUUUAAGGUUUAAGGUUUAGAGUUUAAGGUUUGCAAAGGACAACUUUCUUUGAAUUGUUGCAUACAACUGUAUACAAUAUGUUUCAGGUUUCUGAGCCUACCAAAGAGUCCGUGUGGAUUAUGGAAACGGAGCCACAUGGAAGAUCGGUGACGAAAAAGCCAGGAAACGAUAAUCAAAAUAACGAGGUAUAGGCUACUUUAUACUAGGAAUUGUGCAAUUCUUCUUAGUAGAUUAUAGUCAGCAGUGUCAAGAUAUUGAGUGUCGUGGUGUCUAAAUCACUGGAAAUGGAUUGAGCAUUUCAACUCUGUCGUGAAGAAAGCCAACAAACGUUUGUAUUUCCUAAUUUUUCUUAGGUGUGCAAGCAUUCUUGCUGAAAAUAUCCUAAAAUUUUAUUGCACCUGCAUCAGAUCUGUUCUUCAGUAUUGUGAAACCUUGGGGGGGGGGGGGUGACACCCCUGUUUCUAUCUCAUCGGGUAUGCCCGUACAAUUUAGUCGGGCCGAAAUUUUGAAAAUAUUGCAGUGUCGCAGAUUUAAAAGUAAUAGCGGUAGGAAAAUGUGGUAGUGAAAAAUGCUCCGCACACCAACAAUUUUGGGAAAAGAAAUAUUAAUUUGCGACUGAUCAAAUGUUCGUCCCUCAGGAACGACUUCAGAAACACCUUUUGGUCGAGCAAAACAAGCUCACCCCCCGGCCGUAAUACCAAAGUUUCGCCCCUGUUGGAGAGCCCCCCUUGUUAACAUUCCAGGACUACACCUCUGCUUGCAUGCUCGUGGCAAUCUAUAGUUGUAGCAAACUUUCGUAUCAAAUUGUAGGCCGAAAAUUAC